Molecule: messenger RNA, 5375 nt
Organism: Oncorhynchus masou masou (cherry salmon)
Lineage: Eukaryota; Metazoa; Chordata; Actinopteri; Salmoniformes; Salmonidae
Exons: 20
Coding region: 109-5163 (1684 amino acids)
Biological process (GO): regulation of apoptotic process; intracellular signal transduction
Molecular function (GO): protein binding
Source: RefSeq, a predicted model, not a curated record
CAUGUCUCAACACAGGAAGUCCAUGUUUAAGGACCUAGAGGAAGACAUGGAUCUUACGGGUAGAAGACAAAAACAUGUGAGCUGAGUGAGCUGUGACUUACAUCUAAAAUGAGUCUCUCUGGGGAGAGAGAGGAGGAGACCACUGCCUCUAAAAUGAGUCUCUCUGGGGAGAGAGAGGAGAAGACCACUGCCGCUAAAAUGAGUCUCUCUGGGGAGAGAGAGAAGGAGACCACUGCCUCUAAAAUGAGUCUCUCUGGGGAGAGAGAGGAGGGGAUCACUGCCUCUAAAAUGACUCAAGACACAAGUUCUAAGAGUGUCCAGAAGCCCAGAGCAGAGUCACCUACAACCAGCCUGCUAUCAAUGAAGAGUGAUCAGCCACCUGCUUUCAGCCAGGAACCAUUACCAGAUGACAAUAAGGAAGUGGAGAGUUUGGACAGUGAGGAUGCAUUAAAGAUUACACACAACCUUCCGGACAGAAGAAGUCGAACUCUGCUGACAGUCCAACAAGAGAUCAAGGCUAAACUGAAACACAAGUAUCAACACAUAUCUGAAGGAAUUGGACACCAUGGAAACCAAAGUCUGUUAAAGGACAUCUACACAGAGCUCUACAUCACAGAGGGUGGAGGUGGAGGGCUCAAUAAUGAACAUGAGGUUAGACAGAUAGAGAUGGCAUCCAAAAAACAAACCACACAAGAGACAUCAAUCAAAUGCAACGACAUCUUCAAGCCUUUACCUGGACAAGACAAACCAAUCAGAACUGUGCUGACAAAAGGAAUCGCAGGCAUUGGAAAAACAGUCUCUGUGCAGAAGGUCGUCCUUGACUGGGCAGAGGGAAAAGUAAAUCAGGACGUUAAUUUCAUGUUUCCUCUUCCUUUCCGUGAUCUUAACCUGAAAAAGAACCAAUACAGUCUGAUGCAACUUCUUUCCCACUACUUCUCAGAGCUGAAAGAGAUUGACAGCAUUGAAGAUGGUGAAACCAAAACUGUUUUCAUUUUUGAUGGUCUGGAUGAGUGUCGACUUCCUCUAGACUUCAAAAACAAUGAGACGUGCUGUGAUGUCACGAAGCCAACCUCAGUGGAUGUGCUGCUGACAAACCUCAUCAAGGGGAAUCUGCUUCCCUCUGCUCUCCUCUGGAUAACCUCACGGCCUGCAGCAGCCAAUCAGAUCCCUCCUGAGUGUAUUGACCAGGUGACAGAGGUACGAGGGUUCAAUGAUCCACAGAAGGAGGUGUACUUCAGGAAGAAAAUCACAGAUCAGAAUCUGGCCAAUGAAAUCAUCAAACACAUGAAGACCUCAAGGAGCCUCCACAUCAUGUGCCACAUGCCAGUCUUCUGUUGGAUAUCAGCCACUGUCCUUGAGAUGAUACUGAACGAGACAGAGAAGGACGAAGUCCCCAAAACCCUGACCCAGAUGUACUCACACUUCAUACUCAUCCAAAUCAUUGUGAAGAACAGAAAGUACAACAAAGCCACAGAGACAAACCCAAAGGAACUGUCUCAGUCAGACAAAGAGAUGAUCCUGAAACUGGCCAAGUUGGCUUUCCAACAGCUGCAGAAGGGCAACCUGAUCUUCUAUGAGGAGGACCUGAGAGAGUGUGGCCUUGAUGUCACAGAGGCAUCAGAGUACUCAGCAUUGUGUACAGAGAUCUUUAAAGAAGAAUCUGGGCUGUACCAAGACAAGGUCUACAGCUUUGUGCAUCUGAGCAUUCAGGAGUUUCUAGCAGCAGUGCAUGCUUUAGAAUCAUGUCUGGGCAAGAAGGAAAAUGUUUUCUCCACCAAAGCAGUCACUGGUGUUGAUGAUGAUGAUGAGGAGGAGGAAGAUGAGGAAGAUGAGGAGGAAGAUGAGGAGGAGAAUGAUGAUGAGGAGGAGAAGGGAGAUAAGGAGGAAGAUGAGGAGGAGAAUGAUGAGGAGGAGAAGGAUGACGACAACAACGACGAUGACGACGAGGAAGAUUAUGACAAUGAUGAAGAGAAGGAGUCAAUCCAGUUGUCUGACUUACACAGGAGAGCAGUGGACCAGGCCUUGAAGAGUGAGAAUGGACACCUGGACCUGUUCCUCCGCUUCCUUCUGGGUCUCUCACUGGCGUCCAAUCAGAAUCUGUUACGAAGCCUUCUGACACAGACAGGAAGUACAACACAGACCAAUGAGAGAACAGUCAGGUACCUUUCAGACAAGAUCGACGAAGAAUCUUCACCAGAAAGGAUCAUCAACUUGUUCCACUGUCUGAAUGAACUUGGUGCCAACUCUCUUGUUGAAGACAUGCAGACCUCCCUGCGAUCAGGAACUCUUUCAGAAACAAGACUAAAACCUGACCAAUGUUCAGCCCUGGCCUACCUGUUACUGAUGUCAGAGGAGGUGCUGGAGAAGUUUGACCUGAAGACAUACAACACACCAGAGGAAGGUUAUCAGAGGUUGCUGCCGGUAGUGAAAACCUGCAAGAGAGCACUACUGGAUCACUGUGAACUCACAUAUGAAUCCUGUGAGACUCUGGCCUCAGCUCUGCAGACACCAAACUCUCCCCUGAGAGAACUGGACCUCAGCUACAAUGACCUGGGAGACAGAGGAGUGGAGCUGCUCUGUGUUGGACUAACCAGUCCACUCUGCAACAUACAGACACUAGUACUAGCUGGCUGUAAACUCACAUAUGAAUCCUGUGAAACUCUGGCCUCAGCUCUGCAAACACCAAACUGCCCCCUGAGAGAACUGGACCUCAGCUCCAAUGACCUGGGAGACAGAGGAGUGGAGCUGCUCUGUGUUGGACUAACCAGUCCACUCUGCAACAUACAGACACUAGUUCUUGGUCAGUGUGGUCUGACAGAGGGUUGCUGUUCAGAUCUGGCCUCAGGACUGAGUUCACCCAACUCACAACUGAAACAACUGGAGCUGGGAGACAAUGACCUGCAGGACUCAGGAGUUACACUGCUCUCUGCUGGACUGGAGGAUCCAGACUGUAAACUACACACACUGGGGCUGUCUGGCUGUCUGGUCACAGAGGAGGGCUGUGCUGCUCUGUCUUCAGCUCUGAGGUCAAACCCCUCCCACCUGAAAGAGCUGGACCUGAGCUACAAUCACCCAGGAGACUCUGCAGGGGGACUGCUUUCAGCUGCUCUGGUGGAUCCCACAUAUAAACUGAUGAAGCUGAAUGUGGAUCAUGGUGGAGAGUGCAGGCUGAAAUCAGGGCUGAGGAAAUAUGCCUGUCAUCUCACCCUGGACCCAAAUACAGCAAACUCACACCUGAUACUGUCUGAGGGGAACAGGAAGGUGACACGAGUGGUGGAGGACAAGCAUUAUGAAGACCAUCCAGACAGAUUUGACUGUCUUUAUCAAGUUCUCUGCAGAGAAUGCUUAUCUGGAGGUCGUUACUACUGGGAGGUGGAGAUGGAUGGUACCGGGGCAGUCAUUGGUGUGGUGUACAGAGGAAUGAAGAGGAAGGGAAGGGGGGUUGACAGUGACAUUGGAGGCAAUAAGAAGUCCUGGUGUUUAUUCUGCUCUCGUAGUGGUUAUUGCUUUUACCAUCCUGGAGUCUGUAGCAGAUCCAUCCCUGGUCCUGUUUCUAACAGAGUUGGAGUGUAUCUGGACUGGCCAGCUGGUACUUUGUCCUUCUAUAGUGUGUCCUCCUCUGGUACACUGACACACCUUCACACAGAACACACCACGUUCACUGAACCCCUCUAUCCUGGGUUUGGCGUUUCUUCCUCCUCGGUGACCUCAGUGACCCUGCGUCAGAUAGAUGACCAACACAUUAAGAGAAAUAGAACGACAGACCAUGGUGGAGAUAGUUGGAUCAAGCCUGGACCUGAGAACACCAGAGACCAUGGUGGAGAGUGUUGUAUCAAGUCUGGACCUGGGGACACCAGAGACCGUGGUGGAGAUAGUUGGAUCAAGCCUGGACCAAAGAACACCAGAAACCAUGGUGGAGAGUGUUGUAUCAAGUCUGGACCUGGGGUCACCAGAGACCAUGGUGGAGAGUGUUGGAUCAAGCCUGGACCUGAGAAAUGGAUUCCUCAGAGCUGUAAGACUUGUGACCAUGUUGAGGACUCCACACACUGGCUUCAGAAUGAACCCUUGACUUCCACUGUCCAGGGAGUGACAAUGUUCAGGCACAGGACACCCAGAGGGAGUUAUGAGUGCACAGUGUCUGGGCUCCGCUGGCUGUGUGAGAGAGAUGUCAUUCUGAAGUAUCACUUCAGGAACUGGGAACCCUACAGUCAACUUCUGAAAGACAUGCAGUACACACAAGGUGGUCCAUUGCUGGACAUCACUAUGGAGUUAGGUGAACUGGAGGAAGUUCAUCUGCCACACUUUGUCUGUUUAGGGACCAACCCUUCCCUGAGGAAUGAGAUGAAGAUUCUUCAUGUAGAGGAACAUGGAGUGUCUUUAGAGGAAGUGCAUGAGGUCACCAGAUUCCAUGCUACGAUUCUCCAUCCCAAGUUCUCAGCUAUCUCUGUUAUACUGAGCUAUAUAUUUUCUUGGAUCCUAGAUGUCCACUGUGACGUGGUCCUCUACAUGGCAGUAAAAAGGUCAACAGUCAUUUCAAGGCUGUACCUGCUCCUCAGAAACUCCAGUCAGAAAGAGGCUGUUCGGGAACGGGAGAAAGAUCAGGUGUCCCAAGGAUAUUCAGAAUUUCUCCUGCCAAGUCCAAAUGGGCCCUUAAAGAUGAACACUUGGUUUGCACUCAAGAAUCCCCUCUCCACUUUCAUCUAUCCAGAGAAGAUUCAGCUGUUACCUGCAAACACCCCACCAAGCUGUUGUAAGAUGAUUAUGGGAAACACAGGGGUGGACAUUGAGAUGGAGUUAAUCGGGGAUGAUGAGAGGACAGUAUGGAAAUCAGUGGUAUCAAAAGAUGAAUACAGCAAAGUCUCUCAUCCAACACCAUUAACACUCUCUGGGAUUCCUGCUGAGGAGUUUCUGAAGAAACACAGGGCUGAACUCAUUCAGGGAGUCAAAAACCCAAUGCCAAUAGCAGACGAUCUGUCGUCAAAGAGCAUGAUUGGUGAUGAAGAGUACUCCAGAAUAACAGCUGAAACAACUGAACAGGAGCGAAUGAGAAAACUACUGAACGCAGUCCUCCCUAAAGGACCAGAAGUGACGGGAGCUUGUCUCAAAGCUCUCAGUGAACAUGAAUGCCAUCUUGUUAAGUUCUUGAGUGAAUCGAGCACCUAAUCUGAAGAUGCUGAGGCCUGUCUCCUAGUCUGUGGAGAAAGACACUUCUCCACCUAAUGUGAAGAUACUGAGGCCUGUCUCCUAGUCUGUGGACAAAGACACUUCUCCACCUAAUCUGAAGAUGCUGAGGCCAUAUAUAAGACAACUGCUGGGUCUGACCAGGGAGAGCUCCUGAUUGACAUGUGUACUAUGGUGCAUUGAGUUGGGUCUGA